UUGGUUGUAUUAAUAAUACUGUCAUUAGUAUUAUACCAACAGUUGAUCUCUUCAUUCCUAUUGAUGUACAGAAAAAUGGCAGUGAUGAUAUAUUAGUAACUAAAGGUAACUCUCAUACUAUUACACUACAUGAGGGACAGACUCUAUUGCUGGGUAAAGGGAAUGGAAGUGAUAUAUCAGGAACACACUUUAUUUCUAAUAAACCACUGACUGUUAUUACUGGUCACCAGUGUGGCAGUACUCCUUAUUUGAUAGAAAUGCCUUAUUGUCAUAGAAUGCAGUUACAAGUUCCUCCAACAAUAACUUGGGGUAAAAGGUUCAUUCUGACAAAUUUUAUCAACCCUAAUUUUGACAGCACGUAUUCUUCUAUUGUGAAGACAGUCACUUCACAAGCCAACACUAGUGUAACAAUAUACUGUGAUGGAACCAGUAACACUACAAGAUACUUUACUAAUGGUGCAAUUGGUACUUAUCAGUAUAACAUAACUAAAUAUUGUUCUGUGGAAGCUGAUUAUCCAAUAUUUAUUGUCUUGUUCCCUCAUUUAUACUUCUAUUAUUUCCCUACUAUGGUAUUGAUACCACCAAUGGAACAAUAUCUACAAAAAAUUGAAUUCGAUUAUUAUAAAUAUUUUGGGUUUUAUCAUUCACAUAAGCUACUUAUUACAGCAUCAGUUGAAGGAUUCUCUCCAACAGCUAUUCUACAUAAUGGACUAGCAACAGUAAACUGGACAGCAAUAUAUGAUUCUAAAAGGAAUAUUGUAGCAUACGGAACUGAAAUUGAAAUUAAUGGAUAUUUUAGUAAUCAUUCAGUAAUUCAUACUGGUAGAAACGGGAAACUAUCAGUUCAAGUUCAGGGAUAUUACUAUGAUUAUUAUAUUUAUGGAAGGCCAGCAGUAGUUUUAUUAGAACCAAAUGUGAUUCCAGUUUGUAAUUUUUCUUGUGGUAAUGGUAUCUGUGUUGCUAAUAACUUGUGUCAAUGCUUUGAUGGUUGGACUGGUGAUCAGUGUGAUGAAGUAUUAUGUAGCCCAGUAUGUGGUAAUGGAUAUUGUGUACCAACUAACAGUUGUGUAUGUAAUCCUGGCUGGACUGGAGACAGGUGUAGAAUUGACGUUAAUGAAUGCAAUAGUAACGUGUGUAAUCAAGUAUGUAUCAAUACUCAAGGAUCAUAUACUUGUGAUUGUAACAUUGGAUAUCAAUUUAUGAAUGACAAUUCAACCUGUGAAGAUAUUAACGAAUGCGAGACUAUUGAUCACAAUUGUACACAAACUUGCAGUAAUACA
Messenger RNA from Amphimedon queenslandica, 1280 nucleotides. RefSeq lists its product as uncharacterized. The annotation marks the transcript as partial. Gene Ontology annotation, molecular function: calcium ion binding. Lineage: Eukaryota; Metazoa; Porifera; Demospongiae; Haplosclerida; Niphatidae. The transcript has 5 exons. The record is from RefSeq and is a predicted model, not a curated record.